Messenger RNA from Astyanax mexicanus (Mexican tetra), 2330 nucleotides. RefSeq names its product collagen beta(1-O)galactosyltransferase 2a (gene colgalt2a). The transcript is spliced from 13 exons. The record is from RefSeq and is a predicted model, not a curated record. Bases 1 to 2052 code for a protein of 683 amino acids. Gene Ontology annotation, molecular function: procollagen galactosyltransferase activity. Lineage: Eukaryota; Metazoa; Chordata; Actinopteri; Characiformes; Acestrorhamphidae.
AUGGCACAAUCAGGUUGGGUUAAGAUCAACACCUUCUUUAAUAAGACAUGUAAAAUACAAAUAGACAGGUUGUUAUCUAUCUUUUUAGGAAUUAUCAGAGUGUCCUUUGGAAAUGAGCAGCUCAGCUCAGAUUCCCUCCCUGGUCAGUACCGUUCUGGAUCCACACAGACCACUCAGCCACACAUUGACCACCACAUUCUUUCUCCCACUGGUGCAGGACACUGGGAGAACACUGUUGUGGCCAUGCUGCCUCUAAGUGUGUCUGUUCAGCUUUUUUUUGCAGCACUAAUGACAAGGUUUGGAUCUUUAAGCGCUCUCAUUGACCUGGAGCCGGUUCGGCCCGAGUCGGCGCUGCUCAAGCCAAAAGUCAUGAUUGCAAUUCUGGCUCGCAAUUCUGAACACAGUCUUCCCUUCUACCUGGGCUGCAUCGAACGCUUGGACUAUCCAAAGGACCGAAUUGCUGUCUGGGUUGCUGCAGAUCACAGCAGUGAUAACACCACAGCCAUGCUGCAGGAGUGGCUGUCGGGAGUGGAGGGGCUGUACCACUCUGUACGGUUCAGGACUACAGAGGACGAGAGGAGCUCCUAUGAGGACGAGCAGGGUCCCAAACACUGGCCAGAAUCCAGAUUUAUUCAUGUGAUGAAGAUGAGACAGGCGGCUCUGCGAUCAGCCCGGGCUCAGUGGGCUGACUACAUCCUUUUUGCAGAUAGUGAUAACCUGCUCACUAACCCAGCAGUGCUGAUGCAGCUGAUGGGUGAGAAUCGCACACUGGUGGCCCCCAUGCUGCAGUCUAGAACACUUUACUCCAACUUCUGGUGCGGCAUGACCACACAGGGAUAUUAUAAAAGGACGGAAGAGUACAUUCCCAUUCGGAACCGUAAGCGCAUCGGGUGCCACGCUGUCCCAAUGAUUCACUCCACCAUGCUGCUGGAUCUGCGGCGAAGUGCCAGCAAAGCCCUGACCUUCUACCCUCCGCAUCACAACUACCCCUUGGUCCUGGACGACAUCAUGGUCUUCUCCUUCUCGGCACGACAGGCAGGAGUGCAGAUGUUUGUGAGUAACAGAGAGGACUACGGCUUCCUGCCCGUUCCACUGAGAGCUCAGCAGACUCUGAAGGAGGAGGCAGAGAGCUUUGCCCACUCGCUCACAGAGGCAAUGGUUGAGUUUCCCAUGCAGCCCUCACGCUAUCUGACCCUCCGCCCAAAAAGAAAAGACAGAAUGACCUUUGAUGAGGUCUAUUUAAUUAACCUGAGGCGGCGUGAGGACCGCAGACAGCGCAUGCUGAGCACAUUGGAGGUGCUGGGCAUUGAGGUCACCCUGACGGAUGCAGUGGAUGGCAAGGCUCUGAACUCCUCUCAGCUCCAGACUUUAGGCAUUGAGAUGCUGCCUGGCUAUAAAGACCCCUACUCAGACCGGGUGCUGACCAGAGGAGAGAUCGGCUGCUUCCUCAGCCAUUUCAACAUCUGGAAAGAGGUUGUCAGAAAGCAGCAAAAGCAGGUGCUGGUGCUCGAGGAUGAUGUCCGGUUCGAAUUGAACUUCAAAACCCGCCUGAACACCAUCAUGGAGGAUGCUAAGCAUGCACACCUCAGCUGGGACUUAAUAUAUGUGGGCCGUAAGCGACUGCAGGUGAAGAGUCCUGAGCGUUGGGUGAAGGGAGUAAAGAACCUGAUUCACCCUGAUUACUCUUACUGGACUCUGGGUUAUGCUCUGUCCCUGGAGGGAGCGAAGAAGCUGCUGGAUGCUCAGCCUCUGAGUAAAAUGCUGCCGGUGGAUGAAUUCCUGCCCGCCAUGUUUAACAAGCACCCUAAGGAAGAGUACAUGGUUCACUUUGAGCAGAGGAACCUGCUAGCGUACUCAGUGGAGCCUCUCCUCCUGUACCCGACUCACUACACAGGAGAACCAGGCUACUUCAGCGACACAGAGACCUCCACGAUCUGGGAUGAUGAAAGUAAAGCCACUGACUGGGACCGCGAUCUCGCUCACAAAAAGCGUAACCGUGGCGACGCAGGUCCUACAUCCACUUUGAACAGAGGACAUGCAGAUGAACUCUAAGCGGGACAAUUACACCACUGCAUACACUGAUGGCCUAAUUUAUUGCUGGUGGUGGCUCUUGGGCUUUCUUUUAAAUUGUUAUGAUUGUCAAAAUUCUGUUUAAUACUCAUGUGGAUGGAUAUUUUCUUUGAAUACAUCACACUGGAAUACUAUAAAUCAAGAAAUGUAAUUUAAACAAAGCUAAUGGCCUCCUUCUGUCUCUUACUAUCAACUCAACCAUAUUAAUGAACUGAACUGAAUUGAACUGAACAUUUCAACAAUUAAACAACUGUAGUAAA